GCUCAAUGACUCCGGUCAUCGGUCAACCGGUCACAUCAUAAUAUAUUGUUGCUCAGAAGAUCUGCUGCAAAACAUUAUACGACAGCGAUGCGAUAACCAAAAUUUACAAGCUGGUAAACGGAGAAGAGCAGAUAGAUAUUAUCGUGACCCACUGGGAUUGCGCAAUAGCUCCCAUUCUUCAAUUUCAUUCCACCGUCGUCAUGUAUCCUGAAUGGAUUUACGACAGAAAGCCUGAGAGUUUCGUACAUUCGCGCCUUUACAUGGAAGGCAAAAACACCAUCGAGGCACUGAUGAAGUACACAGAGCGGGGAUUCAAAUUGAAACUUACAAAGCGCCUCAAUGACAUUAUCCAGGAGUCUUCAGCACUCAAGUCACAUCUCGUUCAGCAACUCAAAAAUCUCAGCAACGCAGUUCCCGAGCUAGUCAACUUUGAUAUCUCUCUCGCCCAACAAGUAAUUCCACACCUUAGCGACGCCCGUAGUGCCAAGGCUCCGUUUCAGCUUGCAACAGUGUUGUCGUAUGCCAGGCAGACUGCAACGUCCACUGUCGCCAAGGACAUGAAACCUGGGACCUCCUGCUUCGAGGCGGUUGGUGAAGCUAUUGCCCAGUUAUCAGCGGAGUGCAACAAGUUACUCCCUUUGGCAAUGGAACCUGAGAACGUGUUCAAGAGUAGGCUUCUUUUAGCUUUGAUAUUCGUCAAAUAUCAUGCUAACGAUGGCCAAGUCUCUGGCACACCACCGUGGGUCCUACGAAUUGAGGAGAUCAGAGCCAGAAUGACUACCAAUGUCGAAGCCGAGCAGAAAGCCGCACAGCUGCAGGAGGAAAUACAAGGACUUUCACGGAGUCUCAAGACGAAAGACCAAGUGAUACAGAAGUCAGAGGUGAAGAUCGAGCACAUGGAACGGCGCAUGGAAGCAGUCAAGGAGCAAGCAGACCUGGAUAUGUUCGAGCAAGAUAAUGCGAAACUGAAGGCGUUGGUUGCGGGUUCGGAGCGACAAGCUGCUAGCACACAACCUGUUGAUUCAGAGAAUGUCCCCAUGGAGGGUAAUGUGGAGACACCGCACCUUCUGGAGCAGAUCAAGGCUCUUCGUGGCACCGUCCGCUUCUUGCGCACAGAAAACUCGUAUCUCAAGGGACAGGACCUACUCAAGGAAAUACAAGCACUACCACAUCUCCCAGAACAUAUCAGUCGCGUACGUACACCUCCGCUGGACCCCUCAGGACAAUCCGACACAGAUGAAUCCGAUACAGAGCUUCCGCCCGCUCCUCCUACCAUUCGCUCGCUCGCCACAGAAACUAAGGUUCUCUACCGGGACAUCAUCAAAUUCUCUUCAUCGCCUCAUGUGGAUGCGGAGGAAGGAUAG
Messenger RNA from Suillus fuscotomentosus, 1364 nucleotides. RefSeq lists its product as uncharacterized. The transcript is spliced from 7 exons. NCBI's taxonomy places the organism in Eukaryota, Fungi, Basidiomycota, Agaricomycetes, Boletales, Suillaceae. The record is from RefSeq and is a predicted model, not a curated record. Bases 201 to 1364 code for a protein of 387 amino acids.